Molecule: messenger RNA, 3323 nt
Organism: Ruditapes philippinarum (Manila clam)
Lineage: Eukaryota; Metazoa; Mollusca; Bivalvia; Venerida; Veneridae
Exons: 14
Coding region: 187-2583 (798 amino acids)
Source: RefSeq, a predicted model, not a curated record
UAGGGUAUUUCCGUUAUAAAAUCACCUAUUUAAACCAACUUAAAUCUUCUACGCACAUACACCAAAUUGAUGGGUAUAAAAGCUUAUGACGCUUGCGGCAUCGCAAACGGUGGAACAUUAUCUACAGUUUACGAAUUCCUUUAAGCAGAAUUAAUUUUCUAUUAAAACAAUAAAACACAACAGAUAAUGGGGAAAAGGGGAGCAAGGUUCUAUCCGCCAGCAGAAAAGCCAGCAUUACCUAAUAAAAAUGAAGUAGGUUUCACCACGAAUGCAACGAACCGUGAGAAUAAAAUGGAGCUAUAUGGACCACCAAAUGGAAUCCACAUGAAAGGGGAUAUAAUCAUUAUCGUUACAAGUGGAGGGUUCAAAGUAGUGUUUAUUAGUAUGGUGGCGUGCGAGACAGGAAUGUCAACUCGAUUAUGGAUGGUGUGUUCGGCUGCAGCAGAUUCAAUAUUUGGCGUCGGGAUCAUAGCAAUGCUGAUAAAGAUGAUAUCAAUUGCACAGCGUCAGGGUACAAAGUUAAUAAGAGAUGCUGUUUCCGAAAUCUUCCUUGUGGUGCCCGUUAGGAUUGCCUACCUUUACUUCAAUCAGUCGUUCCUUGGAAAGGUUCGCGUAACGAUGAUAUCGAUUGCUUGCGUUUGUUUCCAAACCACAAGACGACAUGUUUACAUAAAUGAGGAUAAGUGGAAACUUCCUGUUGAGAAUAUUGUAUUUCAAAAUGAGGGCGGACACUCUGUUGGAAACCCGGCAGUUACACGCUGUACAGAAACAGAUCAAAUGACCUGCGCUGAAUUCCCAAGGGAAGAAACUUUUGAACAGGAUGUAAAUUCGGUCAACGGCAGUGAAAGUAGCAGCAAAUAUAAUGUAUAUCUGAUGCGUUGCGAUUGUGAUUCUGACUGUUGUAAUUUCUUUCAUCCAAAAGAGCGGAUCCUCUCCGAAUCACAAAUCGAAAGAUCCUUUGGAAACAAUGCUACAAUUGACUUUCCGAUUUCUGACGUUUCAAAGAAAAUAGGUUACAUAAAGCAGAAACUAUGUCAACAUAUUCUUCUUGAAUCAACGCAGCAAGAAGACUGGUUGCAUUUAAACGGAUGCGUUUUAGGCUAUAUACCAGAAAUUGCCAGCUGUAAAGACCGAGAUCAAAUGACCUGCGCUGAAUUCCCAAGGGAAGAAACUUUUGAACAGGAUGUAAAUUCGGUCAACGGCAGUGAAAGUAGCAGCAAAUAUAAUGUAUAUCUUAUGCGUUGCGAUUGUGAUCCUGACUGUUGUAAUUUCUUUCAUCCAAAAGAGCGGAUCCUCUCCGAAUCACAAAUCGAAAGAUCCUUUGGAAACAAUGCUACAAUUGACUUUCCGAUUUCUGACGUUUCAAAGAAAAUAGGUUACACAAAGCAGAAAAUAUGUCAACAUAUUCUUCUUGAAUCAACGCAGCAAGAAGACUGGUCGCAUUUAAACGGAUGCGUUUCAGGCUAUAUACCAGAAAUUGCCAGCUGUAAAGACCGAGAUUCGGUGAACAGUCAGAUUUCCUUGGAAGUAUAUGAAAAUGAUCUUAUGGACACAGAUGAAGAUAGUUUUCUUGCAAUCUCGGCUGAAGAAAUAAACACAGAACAUGUAGAGCAGGACUUAUGGAAAUGGUCGCACCUUGAUAAGACAUAUGGAGAAAACACACAAAGGAAUUGUGUGGCAUAUCCGACAGUCAGGAGCUGUACAGAAAUAGAUUCUGUAAUCAGUCAGACUUCCCUGGAAAUAUAUGAAAAUGACAUAAUGGAAACAGAUCAAAUGACCUGUGCUGAAUUCCCAAGGGAAGAAACUUUUGAACAGGAUGUAAAUUAUCAUUCUUCUGGACACUUGUCGGUCACCGGCAAUGAGAGCUGUAAACAGAAUGCAGACUCGAAACGGCUUGAUUGGUAUUCGGAACAAUCAGACGGAAAAGACCAUCCCGAUAGCAAAGUGAAAGAAAAUGAAGAUGAUUUAUGCAGUAGAGAAACGAUAAAGUGUCAACUAGAUCGGGUAGAAGAAUGGCUAAUAAGCAAUGAUUUUGAAAGAAUGAAUACAGACAUUGAUGAUUAUACAGGUUGUGGUGAACACGAAUUCAAACCUUUUGAAAACUCAAUAACACAAUGUAACAAAGAAUGCAAAUGUGAAAAAAUAUCAAAAGAUAAGGCAAUAACUGAUAUAUCCUGUUUAACAAGAUCAUGUUCAAAUAUCAAGGCGAAAAGUUUGAAUAAAGACAACGAUUCUGGCCAGUUGGAUUCUUUUCCGGAUGCACACCCGUUGCAUGAUCGUAGCAAAGCUAAUUUACAUGAACAUUUUGAAACACAUGCUAAGAUAAAGGGCAACUUCCAAACAAAUCCAUUGCAUUGUAUCAGUAUAACCCCGAAGACAGAAUCAAUGUUGUACCCUCAAGAAUCUCAGCGCGAUUCAAACGAAACCAAAACCAUUGCUUCUUCUAGCAGGAAAAGUAAUUCCCUGCAAAAUAUAAGCAAUAAUGAGUCCAAGCAUAAAAUCAAAACUUCCCUUUUGGACACAAAUCCUGCUCCUCUUACAUUACCAGAUCCUUUUCACCGAGACGUGCUCGUCGUGGUCUAGGCACAGGGCAGAACAUGGUAGGGGCUUAAAUAAAAAAUAGCUUUUAGCAUGUUUUGUCCUGACAAACGUCGGUGUUUUAUGUAUAGGUUUAUUCAUGAACAUACUUAAUCUUCAUUUCUCUCUAUUAGAUUAAAAAAGAGAAAUGUGUUACGUGACACUCAUUGCUACCUGUAUUUUUAUAUUGAAAAGUUUGGAAGUUGCCCAAAAUAAAUAACUGUGCAUUGAUGAUUAAAUAGUUAGUCUGCUUUCAUUUAAUUUAUGCUACACAUUGUUAUUUAUAGAUCAUGAAUUAUUUUAUGUUAAAUAUCGACUCCUGUUUAUGAAUUUUAUAGAGGAUAUUGAAUGAGUUUACGUUUAAUUCUAAAUUUAUUGAACGAGUUUAAGUAAAAUUAUAUUCUAUUAUUUUAUUCAACGACUUCAAUAAAAAAGUAAUGAAGCUACGCGAAUAUAAUAUUUAUCACUUAUACAUAAUAGAACUGUUUAUAGUCAAAUUGAAUCACUAUUUCAUUGACGCGAUUUAAGUGUGAUGCUAACAUUGGGCGCUUCUUUAUACUAUGUUUCUAUGAUGCAAAUGAAGUAAAGUCAACGAACAGCAUGCAAUACAAUAUGUCGGAGUCGCAAAGUGAUAAAAACUCUGCAUUCUUUCAAUUAAUGAAUUAACGAUCACGAUAUGUGAUAUUUAAUGCUAAUAAGUGUAGUGACUUGUCGAUAUUCCAGUUCAAGACUUUUAAAGCUAUAUU